AUGGCUGUAGCAACAUUGAUUAGCAAGCGCUUGAAAGACGUCCCAGGCAGGCUGAAAGUUGGAGAACACUUUUUCGAAGUUCCUGUAGACUACCGCCAUCCAGGAGAGGCAUCUAUCCGACUUUUUGCCCGGAGUGUACAGCGUCGUUCAUCAUCUGCAGAGACUGAGCCCGAGGAGAGACAAUUGCCAUGGCUUGUCUAUCUCCAAGGCAAGGCGCCGGAAUGGGAUGCUCCCAACCCCAAGACGGGAACAGGUCUAAGUUCACCAAUUACAGCGGCUACUCUCGCGCUUCAGGGGAAUGCUACAAAGCAGGCAGAAUAUCUCCGGAAGUUUCGAGCAGACAGUAUUGUUCAAGACUGUGAAGCUGUGCGCAUGUGUCUGACUGCAAAUUACCCAGUGGAUAAAAAGCCGUGGAGUGUCCUGGGACAAAGCUUCGGGGGUUUCUGUGCUGUCACCUAUCUUUCUAAAUUUCCUCAGGGUUUAAGAGAGGUAUUCACAACCGGGGGACUUCCACCACUGGUGACAAACCCAGAGCCGGUUCUCCAAAAGACAUUUGGAAAACUGCAAGAGCGGAAUAGAGCGUAUUACCAGAAAUUCCCCGAGGACGAGGAGAGAGUAAGAAAUAUCCUAUGUCAUCUCGAGAAGAACGAUGUUAGCGUUCCGGAUGGCGGAGCUCUCACUCCUGAACGAUUCCUUUCACUUGGAAUCUCCCUUGGCAUGCGUGGAGGCCUUGAUUAUAUUCAUGACAUCGUUCUCAGGUGUUCUAAUGACCUCGAGGUGUACGGCUUCCUCACACGGCCAACCAUUUCCUCUGUGGAGAGUGCAAGUACUUUCGACAAUAACAUUCUCUAUGCCGUCAUCCAUGAAGCUAUUUAUUGCCAAAGGUUAGCUCGUAUCAUUCCUCAACUGACAACAUUUGCUGACGCCUUUGUAGGGCCGCGUCAAACUGUUUUCGAAGUCACAAAAGUCCAGAAGGGAUAUUUUUCACAGGAGAAAUGGUUUUCAAGCAUCUUUUUGAAUCAUCCACCGAAUUGA
Messenger RNA from Uncinocarpus reesii 1704, 1035 nucleotides. RefSeq lists its product as uncharacterized. The record is from RefSeq and is a predicted model, not a curated record. The transcript is spliced from 9 exons. NCBI's taxonomy places the organism in Eukaryota, Fungi, Ascomycota, Eurotiomycetes, Onygenales, Onygenaceae. Bases 1 to 1035 code for a protein of 344 amino acids.